UGCGGUUUACUGUAGUUAUUACUAUAAACUUUGUCUUUUACUUUGUUGACCGGGCGACGGAAACUUUGAAACCGUUAACCUUUGGCUUUUGACGCUUUCUGAUGCAAUCAGCUAUCAUACUGGUUCUGCCUAGCGUUACAAUAGAUAAUGACUGUGUGCCACGAUAUUUAAUACUUACACAGGAUAAUUUAUGCCAUUUACUGAUGUCACCUGUACAUUGUUGAUUGUAAAUCAGCUGAUUUGAUAUUGUAUUCCAGCUACUUUUACAGACAACGUGUUCCUGAUUUCUUAUCCUAUUCGUAUCAGAUUGUUCCUGUAGUUAUCAUUUCUGUCACGUCUUCUGAAAUGACGAAUCUGACCCACAGCAUGUGUCACCGAGUCAAUGAUGUCAUGAGGCUGUGUUGUGAGUUAUCUGCCAAUCAGCAAGUCCAGACCACAGUGAGGGGCUCCGGGAAGGGGGCCGCAGCAGCUGGGGGUCUGGCCUUCGCAGGAGGGUUGAUCGGGGGACCUCUUGGCAUCGCAGUCGGCGGGGCUGUCGGAGGCCUCCUGGGCUGCUGGAUGACCAGCGGACAGUUCAAGCCGCUGCCUCAGAUCAUCAUGGAGCUCAGUCCUCAGCAGCAGCAGAAGCUUUAUGACGAUCUCCUGGCGGUCAUGGGAGACAUCCAGUGGACAGAUUUGGUUCAGCUAACUGCUCUGGUGAUGGGCAACGCCACCCUGAAGCAGCAGCUUACGGCGACCCUUCUGGGGUAUAUCUCCAAAGAGCUGCAGGCGCAGGUGCACUACGUGGAUUAGUGUUUGCCGACCCCGAUUCAGGGGUUCAGAAGACUGUUUUGUCAUGCUGGAGAGACUCUUUAUCAAAUGGGAAAUCAAAUAUUGUAAAUUUGCACAGACGCCAUGACAGUCCUGGUUACAGGUUACACUGAGUAAUAAGAUUAUUGUGAAAUGGAUGGAUAACUGGAUUUGUUAAUGGAAUUGAAAAUACACUCAUCAGUUGACUUAUAACUUAUUUAUCCAUUCAUGGCACUUAUGAUAAUAUUUAAAUACAAAAGAUCAUGAAUGGAAUGAGCACCAACUGUACAGUUUGAAAUAUUUUUAAUUUGAUGGUAAAUUACGUUAUUGUCAAUGAUUUGACCAGCAUCUCCGCUCUUUAUAUUGUAUUUAAAGGAAUCCAAAAUAAAAAGGUGGUGUGUUUCACUGGUUCACACACAUUGUUCAUUGGAGUUAAAUUCAAAAGUUCUUUAUCUUACUUCGCAGUUCACUUUCUUUGCUGCUGCUGUUAUUGGUGUAAAGUUCUCAUAUUCCCAAACCAAUUUGUUAAAAUGGAAAAAGGAUCCUUAGGUUUUCUGGAUGGUCCAAUCAUCUUAACGUAAUCAUUCAGCUUCUCAGGCUGCUUGUUCAUUUGUAUGCACUUUUGACAGCUCAACUUUAGGUAACCAUGAAACAGGCCCCUUUAUAAUCUUUAUUCAACUUAGGUUAUUAUAGUCUGGUUUAUCCAAAUGUGUUUGACGAUUAGAGCGUCUAGCUUGUGUGCGCAUUAAACCGAAGGAUCCAAGAACCAUACAAUAA
Molecule: messenger RNA, 1566 nt
Organism: Gasterosteus aculeatus aculeatus (three-spined stickleback)
Lineage: Eukaryota; Metazoa; Chordata; Actinopteri; Perciformes; Gasterosteidae
Source: RefSeq, a predicted model, not a curated record